This is a messenger RNA of Schizosaccharomyces japonicus yFS275, 2352 nucleotides long. RefSeq names its product SUMO E3 ligase Pli1. Gene Ontology annotation, cellular component: nucleus; SUMO ligase complex; site of double-strand break. The coding region runs from base 1 to 2352 and encodes 783 amino acids. The transcript is spliced from 2 exons. Gene Ontology annotation, biological process: stalled replication fork localization to nuclear periphery; protein sumoylation; replication fork processing. NCBI's taxonomy places the organism in Eukaryota, Fungi, Ascomycota, Schizosaccharomycetes, Schizosaccharomycetales, Schizosaccharomycetaceae. The record is from RefSeq and is a predicted model, not a curated record. Gene Ontology annotation, molecular function: zinc ion binding; SUMO transferase activity; SUMO ligase activity.
AUGGAACAAGCAAGCUUUCUUCGAGAAUUGCCCAGUGUUCUAAAGCGAAUUGAAACAGGCUUGAUUGUCGCUCAAUUAAAGAAUGUUCUUCGCAUUUUUUGUUUACGACUUUCUGGAACAAAACAAGAACUAAUCAAUCGAAUUAAGCAGUUCAUUGAAAAAAUUACCCUCGAAAAUGAUAUGGUUUCCUGGGAAGCACUAAAAAAAGCCGUAAAUGGUGAUAUUGCUGGUGCCACGCAAAUUCUACGUCCGCAAUUUCCAAAUCCUGUCGCAUAUCCAACAAGCGUACAGGCUCCAAGACCAUCAAUCGUUACUUUUCGUCCGUAUCCUCAACCUUUGCCGCAUGUUGCUCCGACAAGGACAAGGCUUAAGUUCAAAAGUAGUCCCUUUUAUGACGUUUUAGAAAGCUUUAACGCUCCAUUUCCCAUCCCUCCUUGUGUUAACGCCAGAAACACCGUUAAUUUCUGUUUUCAAUUGACACCUGCCGCCAUCUCAAAACUGGCUACUGACGCAAACAAGCGUUAUCGUAUUUAUUUCUUUUCUACAGCCACUGAAACAAUUGGCCUAGGCGAAUGUUUAAUGGAGUAUCCAACCCCUCAGAUGGAACUUCGCAUUAACCACAAAGUCGUCCCUGCUUCGUUCCGAGGCUUAAAGGGAAAAGUAGGAACCUGUAACCCUGCAGACAUUACAGAUUAUGUUAACUCGUACGCUGGUGCCCCGGGAAACAAUGUAACAAUUCAUUAUAUGAACGCAAACAAAGCUUUCACCGCUCUUGUGAGUUUGGUGCAGACUUGGAGUGUGGAUCAAUUAAUGCAACGUAUUAAGACUGGACGCAAGGAGUCCAAGGAAAAAAUUGUUGAACGGAUAAAGCGAGACAACGACGAUGCGGAUUUAAUUGCUACCUCAGUUGAUGUUUCUCUGAAAUGUCCUCUGUCCUUCACUCGCAUAUCUGUCCCUAUUCGAUCAAUUUUUUGCAAACAUAUUCAAUGCUUCGAUGCACUUGCUUUUUUGCAAUUAAACAAGCAAAUGCCUUCUUGGUCAUGUCCUGUUUGCAACACAACAGUACGCUAUUACGAUCUUAUUAUCGAUGGUUACUUGGAGGACAUUCUUGCAAACACCCCUCCGAAUGCCGAGUCGGUGACCGUUGAUCCGGAAGGAAAAUGGACAUUGAACGCCUUUGAUGAUGAUGACGAGAGCUCCGAAAACGAAACACCGGCCAAGGAAGACGUUGUCGAUCUGAGUGAUAUCGAUGAGCCUACAGUAACGCCCUCACUGAGCAAUGGUAGUGCCGCGCUGACUGCCGCGGCAGAACAUCAUUCCGGCAGCCAACAGAUUCCAGCAAAAAGAUUACCCUCUGUCUCGUCUCACUCUCACCACUCAUCUUCUCACAAUCCUCCUAAACGGAAACGCGAAUCCAUAAUUAUUGACCUGACGAUAUCUGAUGAUGACGAGGAUAACGCUGCAGCUGACACACUCAGUUCAAUGUCUUCGUCCAUUCAUACUCCUCGGCGGGAAGACGCUGGCUCGACUAACGGACCAGUUGCCAAAGUUCAAAAAACUAUUCCUGAACCUCCUCAGCAGCAACAACCGCCUCCUCCUUCUUCUCGUGCCUUUAUUCACGAUGGUCAGGACCAUGCUGGUUCAGAACUUCCUUUACCACCAUUAGACAAUGCUAGCGCUCUUGGUGUCCCUCAAUCAAUUUUCGUCACUGCGAAUAACGAAACUUUAAAGACGAAUGAUCAAUUUUUGUUUAACACGCCCUCUCCUGCUUCCUCCACAGCCAGUCCGUUCCAGUUACAUCCUGCUCUUCAGCACCAGAUUGCUACCUACUCUCCUAACAAUUCACCAAAUAUGGCUUCUAACAACGGCCUUCCUACCGUUGCACACGAGCUCAGUUCUUCCCCGGAUCAUCGUGGCGACAAAAGUCAUGCCUUAGCUGUACAGCAGCAGCAAACUGACAAUACUCUUGCUUACAACGGUCCGCUUAUCCCUGGUCUCAAUCUUGCUGCCACUUCUCAAAAUGUAAAGCCCCCUUCCAAUUCAGUCAACAGCAACCUAACUAAUUUACUGCAACGGGAAUACUUGUCAAACCAGUUAAUGCGGAUACCGGAUUAUUCGCUGAACUCGUCUACGCCGUCAAACACGGAAGGUAUACACAAAAUCGACAACGGUCUAAUGCAACCGGAAGCCACUACUUCUGUUUCAAGUACAGCUGCCACCACCGACACGACUAACUCCCAUCCCGAAAACCCAUCGUCCCCAUCGGCAGGUCCAAUUUGGGACGAACAAAAAGAUGAUCAGAUUGACUGGGAACGAGAAUUGAACAUUCCACUAUUUUUCAACUCUUCGUAA